Messenger RNA from Rhopalosiphum padi (bird cherry-oat aphid), 2819 nucleotides. RefSeq lists its product as uncharacterized. The transcript is spliced from 5 exons. NCBI's taxonomy places the organism in Eukaryota, Metazoa, Arthropoda, Insecta, Hemiptera, Aphididae. Bases 875 to 2740 code for a protein of 621 amino acids. The record is from RefSeq and is a predicted model, not a curated record.
CGAUUCAGAUCGCAAAUAUCGCCCGCGGCCGUUGGAAGUGUUCGCACGCGUACACAACGUACUGUAAUAUUAUAUUAUAGUCGUUUUGACUCGCGUUUUCCGUUUUUUUCCCCUUUUCACAUCACGACGUCGAGAUACUAUAUUAGUAAAUUUAUAUUAUUAUUAGAUACUCCGGGUCGUAACUGCUAACCGCCGAAAACGGUUUUAUUUUUCUCCUUACCGAUUUUCGGUCGGCCGUUUUUCGAUUUGUUCGCGGUUCUGUCGAUUUAUUUUUAUUAGUCUAUUACCGUAGCGACAACGUUAACCGUACGGCAAAACGACGAGUGACGACGAUAACGACAACGAUAUUAAUAUUAAUAUUAUGAACGCGGACGGCGCGACCGCAGCAACUACAGCUUCGACUAGGACAGACGACGACGACGACAGCAACGGCGACAAACGCGCCGCCGCACGAAAAGGCGUUAUCACCCAUUAACGUCGCUAAAAGCGGUCGUAGCAAGUUUCAGUAGUCUCCUCGUUAAAGAUACAAUUUUUCCCACUCCCGGGGCAAUCCGACGUUUUGUGAUAACGAUUGUUAUUGUUAUUUGUUAUUAUGGUCGUGCGUGUCCGGACGUGUCGAACGGUAGUUACUUAGUUAGGUAGAGACCAGAAAGGUAGGCACACAGAUACUUUAGAUAGGCCCGUAUUGGAUUUCCGUCCGUCGAUCUAUCGAUAGUCCGUAGUUGUAGGUGUAAUAUAAUAUUAUUACGUAUUAUAGCAAUAAAUCAUAGCCGUCCGCUUCGGCGGGAUCGAUAAUAUCGGCGGGUGCGUGCGCGUGUCGGCCGCCGUCGAUGAACGAAGUUUUCGGAAGUUUUUUUCGCGUAAAAUCUACGACAUGGAUACGUGCGUGGACCCUAACGUACCGCCAUGGAAGUUGGAGCUGAUAAACAGGAGGCGGUCGAGGAACAAUCAAUCAAAGUGUGGCGGUGGCGGCAGCAAUAACGAACAACUGCAGGUAAAACCAGUUCAAUGGACCUGGUCCCCCCCCACCGCUCAACACUUUCUCCAGCAGCCGAACGCCGCCGUCGCCGCCCAGAUACCGAUGCCGCCGCCGCCGCAUCAGCAGCAGCAGCAGCAGCCCACGACAGUCGUAGUCGGCACCGCCGUGUGUCCCACCAGCAUGAGGCUGUUCAAGUGCGAGGCCACCGCUAUCAUGACCAAUUUCAAGAAAAACCCGCAGAUCAACCGCUGUCGAUCAAAAUUCAAAACCAAACCACAGAUCAUCACCGAAAUCACCAAUGGCCUGGACUACCAUUCAGAUUCCAGCGAGGAGUUUAAGUACGGGCCGGGCAUCGUGAACAAACUCAAAUCUAAGUACAUGAGCAUGACGGUGCGCGAACAAAAACCCAGGCCGUCGUUGCGCCGGUCCACCAGCAUGGACAACAUCGUUGACGACAAGCGACUCCUCGAUAAACCCAAACACUAUUCGCAGCCGGACGUUGUCAGUAUGGCAGCGACUGCCAAGAGCGAUACCAUGAAGCGUGCCCGUUCCAUGGAGACCCUGUCAGAUCCCCAUUCAGUCAACGCUAAUGGCUACAUGGACGAACAACAGCCGAAAACAACAAAUGGCGAUUUGCCGCCACCCGAUGUCGUCAAGACGUAUAAAAAAAUAUUUGAAACUAAGACGCAGACCGAACUGAAACCCAUCAAGAUAAAGCCUGCAAUUUUACCUAAGCCAAUGAUGAGUCCAGAUAAAUCACGUCCGGCUAGAAUGAACAAAGCACCAUUGAAGAAAAUGUCCCCACCUAUUAAAUAUCCAAACAGAUUAAAAAAGAAGGAGACAUUGGGUUUUGAUCGUUCCAAAUCAUUGAUUAAUGAUGAAGUUAGUUCUAGCCAAGAUGAAUCAUCUAUGUCAUCUGAUGAUGGUGGAUCACAAAGACACAGGGUUUCUAUUAAAACUGCCAUUACUGCAACAGCUAUUGAUAAUAAACCAAUAUCAAUACAAACCAAGCAGAUAUGUGUUAUCAGACCAACAACCAGAACUAUUUUGCAGCCUGAAGAAACUACAAAUGCUCAAUUGUCUGAUAAAGAAAUAGAAAACAAAUUUAUAAACAACAAUAAUAAUAAUAAUACUAAUAAUACCAAUGGUGAAAAACGAAUAAGUGGCUUGUGGGAUAAGAAACGUUGGGAUAAUCAUGAAAACAGUGUAGUUUUCAAUUUUGUUAACAGAAAAGGAGUACCAAAUUAUAUUGAUAGUGAAGGUCCAAUACAAAGAAGAGACAAUUCUUAUGGAGUUAAAGAUGGCUGUAUCAUGUUGGAUGCACAUUGUGAAGAAUCAAGUACUGAUGAUAUUGAUAAUAUAAAUAGUGAUAAUUAUGUCAUUUUUGUUGGUGACAAUAUUAUAAUUGGCCGUUCAAAUCUUCGAAAAGAAAAUACAUCAACUCCAAGAAAAGACCUCCACAUAAAAUUCUCCGACGUACUCGAAACGACGCACGAAUAUCCGUCUGAAGCAUCGAUGUUGAUUGAAGAGGAAACGACAAAAAACGACGAUUCUACGACCAUGUCGCCAAAAAGUAAAUUUGGCAAUUACAUUCCAAGUAAAUUGGGCACGAACGAAGAAGCGUUUCUCGGUGAGUACGGUGUGAGCAGGAGUAAUAUGAAACCCGUAAAACGUGUGGUCGAUAAAAAUGAAGAAGACAUGUCAGUGAUGGACACAUAUGUGCCCUGGAGUGAAGAAACUACACCCGAUCUCUUGUUUUGAGUUCCUAAUCUUUAUAUUUUGUAUUGUAUGAGCUCAAUGGUGUUUUUUCCAAACAAUAUAAAUUAAACGGGAAAAUCGA